This is a messenger RNA of Abrus precatorius (Indian licorice), 1269 nucleotides long. RefSeq lists its product as uncharacterized. NCBI's taxonomy places the organism in Eukaryota, Viridiplantae, Streptophyta, Magnoliopsida, Fabales, Fabaceae. The transcript has 2 exons. The record is from RefSeq and is a predicted model, not a curated record. The coding region runs from base 1 to 1269 and encodes 422 amino acids.
AUGGGGCGUGCUUCGAUCAAGAUUAAUCCAGGUGAUUCUCAAAGGAGUGAGCAUCAGAAAGGUCAGAAUUCUGAGGACUAUAAAAGAUUAGAAAGACGAUGGAGAAGAUGGGAGCUUUCAAAUGAACGUUUGAAGCACAAUCGCGGUGGCAGUGCUACAAAAUCAACUGUGAAGGAUUGUGGAAAUAUGACUAUUUUAACAGGAAAAAAUGGUCAUAUAUCAGAGGAUGAAAUAGAUGAAGAUUACAAAAUGUUUUUGGAUACCUAUGUUUCUGAUAAUGACAUCAGCGCUGGCCACAACAGUAAUAAUAAUGAUGAUUACGAUCCUCAUUACAAUAUGUUCUUGGAGAAUUUGAGGGAAGAAAGGGGUUCCUAUUUAUACUCUUGUUCUGCAGAAAACAAGUCUGUUCAUAAAAUGGACCGGGGUCAAGCAGAAGAUCAGUUGCAUAAGAUGACAAAGGGUUUAAAACUAAACGAUGAGACUGGAAACCUAAGAAAUAAGGGGAGUGAUUCAACGAGAAAACAGACUGGUUGCCCAAUGGGAUCUCAGCAGAAUUCAGAGACUGAAAGAGGACCUUGUAACACAAGGCCACAUCAACAUGUUUGUAAAGUCCCCAAGAGCAUUUUCCACAGUAAUGUGGGAUUACAUGAUGUGGAUGAAGAUUACCAGAUAUUCCUGAAUUCUUGUAGGAUAGAAGAUGAUGAUUUGGUCUAUAUGGGUAGUGAAUUAAUAGGAAAGAGUUCAACUGAUAGGCAAAAUUCACAAGUUUCUGAUCAUGUAUCUGGUACUCCUGAAGUGCCAAAUGAAAUUGAUGAUGAUUACCAACAAUUCCUGAAUUUUGUUGAGAUUGUUGAUGGUGAUUUGGUUUAUAUGCCUGAGAGGAUUAUCUCAAAGACAGACAAUGUGGAAGGUGGCAGUAAUUCCUCAGACUCAGAUCUUAUUCUUCUAGAACCUAAUCAAAUUGAUGAGAACACUCCAUUUGUUUCUUCAAAAACAUAUGAUGCAUCUUGGUUUGAAAAUAAAAUGAACCACGGAGACAGCUGGCAAUUCUCUGCUUAUGAUCAUUCUCAGUUUAGGAGAAGACUCAUGCAAGAUAUUCUAAGACCGUAUGACCAAGAAGAAUGUGAUAGACUUAUGCAUGAAGUACGUCAGAAAAGGCAAAAGGAACGCCAUGUAGAAACACGUCAGGGGGUGGUUAAGUCUUAUCACACCAAGGGUGUCAAUCAAUCAUAUCUUGAGUUGUACCCUGGUAGGUCCAGUGUUUCCUAA